AUGCCUGUCGUAUUAAAUGUUGGCGGAACGAAGUUCUAUACCUCACUCGAAACACUGAUGAAAAACCCGGGUCUUCGAGAGAAAAGCAUGCUCGCGGAGAUGAAUUUUGUGGAAGGCGAAGAAGUUUUCAUCGAUAGGGACCCUACUCAUUUUAGCUAUAUUCUAAAUUAUCAUCGAGAUGGUGCCGUGAAUGUAAACGGAGGUGGCAGUAUCCGUGCUCAGAUAAAGCGCGAAGCUCAGUUUUAUGGACUCGAAAACCUUGUGCAGCACAUCGAGUUCAAUCUCAGCCGAGGAUUAUGGAGACUCUCCCGCCCGAAAUUCUCGAAAAUCUUACGCUUGAUCCAUACUUCGCGAUACCCAUUCCUAGAAAUCUUCAUUGAUCAUAAUGUUUGA
Cylicocyclus nassatus is the source of this 393-nucleotide messenger RNA. Lineage: Eukaryota; Metazoa; Nematoda; Chromadorea; Rhabditida; Strongylidae. The record is from the annotation of a GenBank genome assembly.